This is a messenger RNA of Thalassophryne amazonica, 2144 nucleotides long. RefSeq lists its product as uncharacterized. NCBI's taxonomy places the organism in Eukaryota, Metazoa, Chordata, Actinopteri, Batrachoidiformes, Batrachoididae. The transcript is spliced from 4 exons. The coding region runs from base 114 to 1874 and encodes 586 amino acids. Gene Ontology annotation, biological process: lipid transport; lipoprotein metabolic process. Gene Ontology annotation, molecular function: lipid binding. Gene Ontology annotation, cellular component: extracellular region; membrane. The record is from RefSeq and is a predicted model, not a curated record.
GUGGAGUGUCUCUCUGAGGUGCUGCUUUCGCUCAGAGUGCUCUGCGUCACGCAGAGGGGACCGACAGGUUUGGAACCUCGAGCAGUUUUGUUUCUGAUGAUUUACGAACUCUGAUGGGAAGAAAUAUGUCUGUGACAAGAGAGAAAGUGGAAGAGGCAUUAAGCCAGUAUGUCACACAAACCCUCACCCACAUUGAGACGGUGACUGAAUUCCUGGAUAAGAUCUCCAAAUGGAUGCUCCAGAGGGAGACAGAACUCAACAUGAUGAUAGACAUCAAUGACAGGGCUACUGGCCCCGUUUCCCAAUCAGAAGGCAAAUGGGCGGCUUUUGUGGCAUAUAUGAAGCACAGUUUUAACCAAAUUAAUGCAGAGGAAAGGCAUGCUAAGCUGUCGGAGGAGCUUGCUGUGGUGGUGAAGCACGUCCUAGAAGGGCUGGAGGAGCUCGACUGCUUCCUGGAUGCAGUGGAGAGGCUGGCGGUCACCUCGCGACACAUCUUCAUGGAGGACAACCAGGUGUUAGAUCUGCCAGAAAGGAUCAGAUGUGAAGACAUUUGUGACAUCAUUACUGCUGCAGGUCUCGUGUGUCCACUCCUUCUCCAGUUUCAAAGAGACGCAAAUGUCUUCUUCAGUCCCAACCUUCACACUGUGGUCGUGCUCAUUUAUCAGCUGAACAAGUACAUACAGACUACCCAGAAAAUCUGCACAAGAAUGAAGAAAAGCUGUACCUGCAACUUUUCCACGAGGACGUCAACAAAAACGUUGGUCAGUCUCACUGUGGAUUUAUCAGAAGAUGAACUACAAUGGAUGCUUUCUCGCAUUGAUCUUCUUACGAACAUCAGGUUGGAUCAGCACUUUCAACUUGGCUUCAUGUUCCAGGUUGAAGAGUCUCAGUGCUCCUUCAUCAGCGAGUUCAGCCAGCGAGAACCCAGAAUGCUCCAGUUUCUACAGGACCUGGAGGAGAGCGCUGUUCAACUUGACAAGAUGAAGAAGGGCGCAAAGAUCUCCAGUGUUGCAGGCAGCUCAAUCGGUGCAGUUGGUGGCGUGUUUUCCAUUGUUGGUUUGGCGUUGAUUCCUUUCACAGCAGGAGCAUCAUUGGCUUUGACAAUGACUGGAGUUGGGUUGGGUGUUACUAGUGCUGUUAACAGCACUGUAACCACAGCCACAGAGAUCGGAGUCAAUCGCAAGCACACAAAAAAAUCUCAUGAAGUCUUUGAGAGUUUCAUGGAGGAUGUACAGGCUCUCCAGAGGUGCCUGGAGGAGGUGUACACUGAAGCUGAAAAAAGAAUGGAAGAAAGUCCGAUUGGACCAGUGACUGUGGGAGUCGUGAAGGUGGUGGCGAACACUAGUGCUAUUGGAAGAGGCAUUGAUUUACUUGUUGAUGCUGCCUCUGCAGCUAAAGUCCUCAGAAAUGAAAAGGCAAUUGAAAAUGCAGCAAAAGUGGCAGCUAUCGAAGGUAAAACAGUUAGUAACGUGGCCACAGAUAUCCCAGAGAUCGGACAGGCGGCACUCAAAGGGCCCUUCGCCCUCUCCAAGACUGCCAGGGUUAGUUUUAUUGCACUCAAUGCUCUCUUCCUUGGCAUGGAUGUCUUCUUUAUUUGCAAAGACAGCAUCAGCUUGGCCAAAGGCAUUGAGAGCGAAGUGUCCCAGUUCAUCCGAGCCAGAUCUGCACUUUGGCGUUCCGAGAUGGACUCAUGGAAAAAGAUCUGUGAGUCUCUGUGCCAGUGUCUGCUGACGUCAGAGAAGAACAAAGCUAUACUGGAGAUGCCAUUUUAUCCCAAACAGAAGAAAAAUAAACCCAGAGAAACAAAAGUAAAAUUUCCAAACAAUAACGUGGAUGAAACUAAUGAAGAAAUUGAGUUGUGUGUUGUUCAGUAGCCGUUAAUGCCCAGUUUUGUGUUUGAGGUAAUCCUCAUCCUGUCAGUUCAGGUCCUCUUUAUUAAUGUAGUCCAGCAUCAUAAAAUGUCUCAGUGGCCUUUACUCUGGCCACAAUAUAUGAUUUCCCUAUGGGGUCCCUCAAAAUCCAAAUUGAAUGAGAUCUUCAAGGACUAACAAGUUCAACAAACCAACAAACAAAAAAAAACGUUCAAUAUGGCUUGGUAGAUCGCAAUACACUGUCAACUUUAAAAGUAGAUCUUGGGUCAAACA